This is a messenger RNA of Dicrocoelium dendriticum, 2358 nucleotides long. The record is from the annotation of a GenBank genome assembly. NCBI's taxonomy places the organism in Eukaryota, Metazoa, Platyhelminthes, Trematoda, Plagiorchiida, Dicrocoeliidae.
GUACUUUUAUAUCAGCCACCCCGUACUUUUUCUUGCCGCCAAUUCACCUCGGACUGGGUCGUGCACAGACAGGGGAUACCAGCGUCCAGCUCAUCACGGAGUGUUAGCUAAGCCUCUUCAAUCUCACUUCGUCUCCAACCGCCUAAGGGCUUUUUGCUUCGCAUUUCAGUCCCGCUCUACUAUUACGACUUGCAUACCCAUUGGCCACGGGAUCUCUCGAAAUCCUCAACUGAACAAUCUACGAUCGCCAUGGGCUGUGUUCAGAGCAGGGAGGCCAAAGCAGCCAUCGCAAGAUCUAAAAUCAUAGAUAAAAAUUUGAGAGCUGAGGGAGAGACCGUUUCAAAACAGGCUAAAUUACUUCUUUUGGGCGCGGGUGAAUCAGGGAAAAGUACCAUUGUCAAACAAAUGAAAAUCAUCCAUCAAGAUGGUUACUCGAAGGAAGAAUGUUUGGAAUACCGACAGGUUGUUUAUAAUAAUACAAUCCAAAGCAUGGUCGCGAUUAUACGCGCGAUGGAGCAUUUAGGUAUCACGCUUGCUAACGAGGAGUUGACUCCCGAUGCAUCGCUGGUGCUGAGCUUUUCCAAUGUUGAUGUGACUGAACUGGGUCGCGAUUUGUCUCUUUCUCUGAGAAGAUUAUGGUGCGACCCUGGGGUACAAACAGCUAUUUCGAGAUCUAGAGAGUUCCAGUUGAAUGACUCCGCUACUUAUUACCUAAACUCCUUAGACCGGCUUUCGGAUCCAAAUUAUGUACCCUCUGAACAGGAUGUACUGCGUACUCGAGUAAAGACCACCGGCAUAGUUGAGACCAAUUUUUCAUUCAAAGGGUUGAAUAUAAGAAUGUUUGAUGUUGGUGGCCAACGGACGGAAAGAAAGAAGUGGAUCCAUUGCUUUGAGGGCGUCACUGCUAUCUUAUUUAUUGUCGCCAUGAGUGAGUACGAUCUGUCCCUGGCAGAAGACCAAGAGAUGAAUCGCAUGGUGGAAUCGAUGCGGCUGUUCAGAUCCAUCUGCAAUAACCAAUGGUUCCCAGAUACAAGCAUCAUAUUGUUCCUGAACAAGCGCGAUCUGUUUGAGGAUAAAAUCAACAAAUCCCCUUUGACCAUCUGUUUUCCUGAGUACACAGGAUCGAAUACUUAUGAAGAGGCAUCGCAGUAUAUCCGCCGAAAAUUUGAAAACCUUAGUCCACCGAAUAAGGCCAAGGACGUGUAUUCCCACUUCACAUGUGCCACGGACACAAGCAACAUUCAGUUCGUAUUCGACGCAGUCACCGAUGUGAUUAUAAAGUCGAAUCUGAAAGACUGCGGGCUCCUCUGAUUCUGUAUGACUAACUCUAUGUUUUACUUGUACUGCGUACGGUCUUUUCAGUGCAUUUACCCGUUCGCACUCGCAUGUUAUCUUCAUUUGCAUAUUUCUUCAAUCUGACGUGUACCAGUUAGGCAAUCGGAAGAUCUACUUACGUGUUUUGAUUUCAGGUGCGUUUACUUGGUUGACAUGUUCCGCACCGGUUCCGUCAUACAUUUUUCGGUGUUUUUUCUAUUUCGAAGCUUCUCUCAUAGGCGUUCCGCAACUUUCACAUAUGUCCGCUAAUCAACUGAACAUAUUCAAGCACUUUCAGUUACAUUGUCAGUUUGCAUAAAGUGCGGAAUUUGUAAUACUUCUAACGAGUAAUAGUGAUCACGUUGUUUUAUUCUUCGGUUUGUUUCCGAUGUUACGUUUGCGCAAAACCCAUACCAAAUAUGCUCCAUAUUCUACUGCAACACCUUUGAAAUCGGCCUUGGUGCUUUUGCAAGGCUUACCUCUUUCCAACUUAAAAAUUUUACUUAUCUAUUCUUGACAACCACCUCUCACUAUGUCGAAGGUGAUUUUCAAUCGAAGCCACGUCUUCGCUUUGCAAAGCACAUGUAUAUUCGACAUUUGGAACUAUAAUCGUCAAUCGCAGCAUGAUCAACAAACCGGUACCCUUCAAUAGAAGUGUGAUUGUGUUCACUCUCCCGGCGCUGCACUGAUUUUAUUUCUGAAAGUGGUUUUCCAUGAAAGGCAUCUGUGAAGUGUAUGAGCAAGCAUUGUGCGCUGUUCGUUUUUUUGUUGUUGCAUGACUUUCGUAUUCUCUGAAGCCCCUCGUUCACACUUUGCAUCUAUUCUUACCGACUGUGUCACAAGCGUUCAUCCACGGUUGACCAAUUUGUCGUUGCUUACCCACACAUCUCAUCACGAGCUCAAUGUGAACUGUUCAGUUGAACUAGCUAUCCAGUCUAUGUGAGUUUCGCAGCCUUUUGGGUUCAAUCUCAAUAGAAGUUUUUUCGACUAUGUGAUUUUAUUGCAUAUCUUAUUGUCUGAGCGUGCAUUAUACAGUAGCAUCCC